ACACACACAGCGAGGAAACCAGCUGCCAGACACUAUACACAGUGUGAUCAGUUAUAAAGUCACUGUGUAUAACUUUAUUCUUAUUUUCUUAUCAUGGAUAUUUUGGAGAAGCAGCUGAUUUGUCCAAUUUGCCUGGAAAUCUUUACAAAACCGGUUGUGAUUCUGCCAUGUCAACACAACCUCUGCCGGAAAUGUGCAAAUGACAUAUUUCAGUCAUCAAAUCCAUACCUUCCCACCAGAGGAGGAACAGUCACUUCAGGUGGCCGUUUCAGAUGCCCAUCCUGCAGGCAUGAGGUUGUUCUGGACCGCCAUGGGGUUUAUGGACUACAGAGGAAUCUGUUGGUGGAAAACAUCAUUGAUAUGUACAAACAGGAGUCCACCAGCAGCAAACCUGCUCCACAGAGCACAGAUGACCAGCCCAUGUGUGAGGUGCAUGAGGAUGAGAAGAUCAACAUCUACUGCUUGACCUGCAGCACCCCUACCUGCUCCAUGUGCAAGGUGUUCGGCGCUCACAAGGACUGUGAAGUGGAACCUCUCAAAAGUGUAUAUCAAGUUCAGAAGACAGAGCUGACAGACAGCAUAGCAAUGAUGAUGGGAAACCAAGACAUGACCCAAGGCAUCAUUAGUCAGCUGGAGGAGACCUGCCACGCCAUAGAGGAGAAUGGCAGGAGGCAAAAGUCGCAGCUGUGUGAGAAGUUCGACCAUCUCUAUGCCAUCAUGGAGAACAGAAAAACGGAGAUGAGUCUUAAAGUGAUGGCCAAGCAGGAGGAGAAGCUGAACUACAUCCGCAGACUCAAAAGGAAGUACGAAGAUCAUGUGGAGACCGUGACCAAGAUCGUGGAGUCAGGGAUUCAAACGAUGGAGGAACCUGAGAUGGCUGUUUUCUUACAGGCUGCAAAACCAUUGUUACAAAAGAUGAUCGAGGCCACAAAUACGUCCCACUUGGAAAAAGUGGCUUAUGGCUACGAGAACAUGGACCAUUACCGUGUUGACUUCAAGAAAGAACAUAUAGCUCUAAAUGCUAUAAACUUCAUCACAGAUGAGGAUGAGGAAGAGGAAGAUGAAGCUGUAGUGGAAGAGGAGAAGGAUGUCCACAAAGACCUGGCUCCUUCAGGAGGAGAAAAUACAGGGUUGCUAAGCAGCCAACCCGCUCCUCUUCCUCUUCCUCCAGAUCGAGUCCAAAACGCCAGCUCAUAGCUCACCAGCGUCAGAAUUUGUUGCAAUUCAGGAGCUUGAUUUGUAUGAAAAAAAAGGAAACAACGGCUAAUUUGGUGUGUGAGGGGUGUGGUUAAUGUUUUUUUUAAAUAUAUUAUAUUUACUAGAACAGAUGAAAUUUGAUUAUUACAGUAAAUGUGUUAAAGUUUAGGCACCUAUAAGUGUAAUUACUGUAUAUGCAGAAGUGACAUCAUCUACAACCAUAGAAUUUACACUGUUUGACCUUUUGCUAUGGUGAUACAUGAAACAGUCAGACAAACUGUGAAUAAAAAUCACCCAGUACAAAAGACAAUUUACUGAAGGAGAAAGGACGAGCUGCUUUUAUCUUGGUGAAAGUGACUAGUGAAUCCACAAGCUUCAGCCUUGUGAGCCAACUGGGAACAAUAAAGCAGGACAGUGGUCUCUUUGCUUGGUAAAAAAAAAAAUAAUAAUUAGGACUUGUCUUUUUGUUUUUAAAUGCUCCAGUCAUGUCCAUUAACAUACUGUAUGCUAUUUUUUUUCUUUUGGCCUGAUAGUAUUUUUUUGUUUGCACUUCUAAACAACACAUGCUUCACAAAUAACUGAAUUUUUCUUCUUUUUUUAAAUCAAAAAAGUUAAAUAU
Clarias gariepinus (North African catfish) is the source of this 1816-nucleotide messenger RNA. RefSeq names its product tripartite motif containing 55b (gene trim55b). Bases 94 to 1197 code for a protein of 367 amino acids. The transcript is spliced from 8 exons. The record is from RefSeq and is a predicted model, not a curated record. NCBI's taxonomy places the organism in Eukaryota, Metazoa, Chordata, Actinopteri, Siluriformes, Clariidae. Gene Ontology annotation, molecular function: zinc ion binding.